Messenger RNA from Cladophialophora immunda, 2255 nucleotides. RefSeq lists its product as uncharacterized. Gene Ontology annotation, cellular component: membrane. The transcript is spliced from 3 exons. Gene Ontology annotation, biological process: carbohydrate transport; transmembrane transport. Bases 393 to 1937 code for a protein of 514 amino acids. Gene Ontology annotation, molecular function: carbohydrate:proton symporter activity. The record is from RefSeq and is a predicted model, not a curated record. Lineage: Eukaryota; Fungi; Ascomycota; Eurotiomycetes; Chaetothyriales; Herpotrichiellaceae.
GCUCCACUGGCAGAAGUCCUGACACCAUCCCCACUGACAAGCAGAAGCAGGGAUUCUUCUCCAACCUGGAGCAGUGUUCCGUCCCCAAUCACAUCUACUUCCUGGAUACCCAGAUGUCGUGUAGGCUAUUGAAGGUGUAUGGCCUCGGUUUCUUCAACAUCCCGGCGGAAUUCCAGAGAUUCUGCGGAGAUGGGCCUUUGUCCUUGUGGACCUUGUUGACUCUGCUGGGUUGACAUGACUCGUACUUGGGGUAUAUUAAUAUUCGCAAGAAUCCCGGUCCCGGACGACCUUGAUUCGAAUGCAAUCGAAGACGCCCGUCAAUCUUCGGCCAGAAAAGCCUUACGCCCUCUCAAGAAAUCGGCUUCUCGUCGCAUGCUUCCUCACCUGCAAAGAUGAGAGCGCUUAUCAAUCUCCGAGGCCGGAGCCUCUACUGGCUGAUGAAGUUCAUCUGCGGAACAUCCUUCAUGAUGUAUGGAUAUGAUGCUGGUGUGCUCGGUGGUGUGGUUCUACACAAGGCCUUCCUGGACGCAAUUGGCAAUCCCACGGGUGAAUGGGUCAUACCGUGGAUUUCCAGCUCCUACUCGUUGUCGGCAUGUAUCACCUGCUUGAUCGUUGCCACCUUUGCCUUCAAAAUUGGCCGGAGAGGGACGAUUCUUCUGGGCAAUGCCGCCGCCGUCAUCGGCUCCAUCAUCCAAGCGACCGCCAACUCGGUGGCACAACUCACCGUCGGGCGCAUCAUUACUGGCUUUGCUAUCGGCUGCAUCUCCAGUGCCGUGCCCACCUACUUGGCCGAGACAGGAGUCGAAAUAGGAGAUCGUGGCCCGGCCAAUGCAUUCAAUGCCAUAAUGCUUAUUAGCGGCGUUCCAAUAGCCUACUGGAUAGACUACGGCUGUAUCAAGUCGAACGGACAGUGGAGCUGGCGUGUGCCGAUUGCUUUUCAGUGCAUAUUUGCGCUCACGGCGGGACUGUGCAUGCUCUUCUUGCCGGACACACCGCGAUACUACUACGCGAAGAACCGGCACGCGGAGGGAGACGACGCGUUGGAACGGCUGAACGACGCCCCCAUCGACUCGGAACAGGUCCAGAGGAUCAAGCGCGAGAUUCUCAUCGCCAUCGAAGCAGAAGAGGAGGCCAAGUCAAGUCUACACUGGAAGGCGUUUACGACGAGCGGCAUCAUCGACCACACGCCCAUGAAGAUCAUCCGACGGCUGUGUAUCUGCUUCUGGCUCCCGAUGAUCAGGGAGUGGAUGGGCUCUUCACUGCUUGCCUAUUGGAGCUCCGUAAUCCUCAGCCGAGUCGGCGCGGCGCCCUCGCUCGUCAGCCUGCUCGCGGGGAUCCUCAACAUCUGCUUCGCACUGGGCUGCGUCCCGCUGUACUUCACGAUCGAGAAAGUUGGACGGCGGUCGGUGCUUAUGUAUGGCGCCUGCGUCAUGUCGGUGCUGAUGCUCAUCUUCACCGUCCUCCAGGCCGUGCCUGCGACGCAGUCCAUCCAGUGGGCAGGGAUCGGCAUCAUCUUCGCCUUCCUCUUCGUGUUCGGGUACGCCUGGCAGGGCUGCGUGUGGCUGUACUGCUCCGAGAUCGCGCCGCUCGAGUACCGGCACAUUGGCGGCGCGUUCACGGGGUUCGGCGAGUGGCUGAUGACCUUCAUCACCGUCUUCGCGGGCCCCAUCGGCCUGACCAACGUGGGCUGGAAGUUCUGGCUGUGGGUCCUCAGCGGCAACCUCGUCGCCGUCGCCUUUGUCUUCUUCCUGUGCCCCGAGACCGGCGGCAAGACCCUCGAGCAGGUCGACUUCCUGUUCUCCACCAGCGGCUUCGUCGCCGGCUUGAACAAGGCCGAGCGCGAUCUGGAGGAGGACGAGGAGGGCGCCGCCGCCAACGAGCGCUGGAUCGAGCUCCAGGGAAAGACUGCAGAGCAGCAUGUCGAGGUCAAGGGAUAGGAGAUGCGCAAGGCUGAACUAGCGCCGAGCGCCAGUGUCCCUCUCUUCCUCCCAGAGCUUAACGAAGUGGCAAUCUUUCAAGUCUAGCGGAUGAUCAUUGAGUGCGGGAAUGUUUUGUCGGAUUCAAGCGCGAGCCGGGACGCGUCACUUAUCGCAGAGCGUAGAGUACAGACUUUGAAAGAUUUCUAUACUGGGAAUUGGGACGUCUCAAUAUUCAAUAGUUCGGUGCACAGGGCAUACCGUGUCAAUGGCAUUAAGGCCUAUUCCUAAUGGGAUGUACGUCGACUGAGAAGCCGGAAGUAUGCUUUCGACUCUAUA